Molecule: messenger RNA, 2127 nt
Organism: Brassica rapa (field mustard)
Lineage: Eukaryota; Viridiplantae; Streptophyta; Magnoliopsida; Brassicales; Brassicaceae
Product: putative F-box protein At3g10240
Molecular function (GO): protein binding
Source: RefSeq, a predicted model, not a curated record
AUUAGUAAAAAGAAAGAAAAAAAAGGUCAGACAGCAACUUAGGGUUUUGAGUCUUCGUGUAAGAUGGAGCAACUAUCGACAUUAGAUUCUUUUUUACCCAGGGAUCUAACCUCUGAGAUUCUCUUAAGAUUGCCUGCCAAAUCUGUUGGGAAAUUUCGUUGUGUGUCGAAGCUUUGGUUAUCAAUCACCACCGAUCCAUGUUUCAUCAAGUCGUUUGGAACUACACGACCAAGUCUUCUACUCUGUUCAAUACAAGGUCACAAUAUGUUUGUUACUCCUUCUAUCAGGUCAUACUCUUCUUCUCAGCCUUUUUAUCCUUAUCCUAUGAAAGUUCUAGGAGAACAUUGUUACUUCCCCCAUAUGGAUUCCGUGCAAGGUUUGAUCUGCAUUGUAGAUGUAGACUCCCUGAAGCCCCUAGUUUGGAACCCUACCAUGGGCCAAUUAUUAGUUUUACCAAAACCCAAAUUGAGCUCUAGACAUAUGAACGUGUUUUUAGGAUAUGAUCCAGUCGAAGGUAAACACAAAGUAGCAUGUUUUCCCCAAAGAAAACCAUGCCAUGUCUGCCGAGUUUUUACCUUGGGAUCAGGGCAAGAAUCAUGGAGGACCGUCAAAACUAACUUUGAGCAUAGUGUUGCCGUUGCUUCUGGUCGAUGCAUCAUGGGGGUGAUAUAUUAUCUAGCUUUUAAAAGUCAAGGGUCUGAUGCGGUUGUUAUGAGCUUUGAUGUGAGAUCUGAAAUAUUCCAUAUGAUAGAACUACCCUCAAGUAUUCAUUGGGAUUCGCUGAUAACUUACAAGGGGAGAUUAGCUUGUAUUGAUGCAAAUAAUGAUAAAAGAUUGUGGAGUUUGGAGGAUGCAACAGAUAAACACAAGUGGUCGUUUCAAGACUUUCUCUCACCUUUAUACAAGAUGUUUGAACUACAAGGUUCCACUCAUGCUGGUGAGUUUAUUUAUGUACCGUUCAACAAAUCACCUUAUAUUGAAUUGUACGAUCCGGUGGGAAACAGUUGGAGAAGACUUGAAUUUGAAGGACUCGAAUUUGAAGGAAUCUCAGACGACGAAUUUGGACACACUAAGGCUUUCACGAAUCACACUGAAAGUCUUAUGCCUUUGUAACCUUUAAAAUAGAGUCUUACGUCUUUGGAACAAUUUGUUUUUUGCUCUAUUUUUGUUUCGAUUUUAUUGAACUUUUUAUAAGCAUGAAUUGCUUAAGCUAGGAACAUUAGAAACUAUGUCUCAGAUAUAAUAGCAUCAGAUAUUGUAAUUUUUUCGACUUUCAAAUGGUCUGUAGAUCACAUUCUCAUGGAUAGAUUGAUCAUGAAAGUAAAAAAAAUAAAAAAUGUGAUCCCAUCUAUCCAUGAUCAUCGACGUAAUUUUUUGUGAAUUUCCGGUAAAACUCAAUGGCAGCCUGGUCCCGAAGGUGAACAUUCACCACAGGGCCAAUGCAAACAAGCUUGCAUCCAACUGCGUGAUUUGUAGAGGCCCACUGGGACAAGGCGGCUGCAGCGUUCAGGGAAAAAAGUUGAAAUCACACCUAGCUGCCCCUACCGUGCUCUUACUCACCACUGUCAAGCUCCACUCUCUUAUACUCAAACACUUCGGCAACUAGCACAUGUUACUAUGGAAAGAGGAGUUAUUAUGUUUUGUUAAUGCACUGUGUAGUACAAUCUUCUGCAUUCAGAUAACCACAGUUUUAAUUGUCUUCUCCAUGCUCAUGACGAAAGUGAGAGUCACGCUUAGCUCCAUGAACGCAGAACCAUCACCGGUUACUCUUGAUAAGGUGAAUGUACUAACCGUUAUCGCCCAAAAAGCAAGGUGAUUCAUGAACAUACAUGACUUAAACACAGAGCAAAACCAUAACCGCAAAGUACAUGGACGAUCUUUUUGGGAUGUACAGAAGUAGUAAGUAGUUGGAGACAUGAUUUGGUUUAAAAGAUGACGUAGAAGAAAGCUGAGGAUGAGCUGAACAAGUUAACUUUGUGUUACUGCCUUUUUUCUAUAAUGAAUAUCCGAAAUUCAAACAGCUUUUACUUGCUGUUACUUCCUUUUGGUUUCAGUUUGCAAGUAAAAGCUAUGCUUUAUAGAGUUUUCUUAUGCUUAUCUCUCUUUCUUGUGGUCUCUUUGUUUGCA